Molecule: messenger RNA, 1023 nt
Organism: Photinus pyralis (common eastern firefly)
Lineage: Eukaryota; Metazoa; Arthropoda; Insecta; Coleoptera; Lampyridae
Exons: 4
Coding region: 1-1023 (340 amino acids)
Source: RefSeq, a predicted model, not a curated record
AUGGGUAGGCCAAAUAGGGAAAGGCUAAACGAGGCGACAGGGUCUUCGAGGGGAAGUGCAGAUUUGGAUGUGCAGAGGCCAUCGGUUUUAGCGGAGAGUUCAGGAUUGGUGACUAACCUGUGCUCGACGGAGGAGGCAACAGCCAAUCCGAUGCCUACUAAGCAUACGGUUUUGUUAUCAACCGCGGUGGUCGAUAUUCUAAAUUGUCAGGUUGGAGGUCAAACAGCUAGAUUUAUUUUGGAUAGCGGAAGUCAAGCGAACCUGUUAACGACUAGGUGUUGCAAAAAUUUGGGUAUUAAAAUUUCGAAAUGUUAUUCCUCGGUGCAGGGAUUAGGUAAGGUGUCGGAACCGGUGUUAAUAGUCGAAAAAAUUACGGAUAAACUUCCUAGGCUUCAAGUUGAUACCGACGGCUGUUCUCAUUUGAGAGAUAUUCCGUUGGCUGAUGAUUUAUUUUACCAAUCUCGAGAAGUGGAUGGGAUUCUAGGGGCGGAAACAUUUUCUUGUUUAAUUGGUUCUGGUAGAGUAUUGGGUACAGCCGGAAAACCAAUUGCUCUUCAAACUACUUUGGGGUAUGUUGUAAUGGGAAAGGUGCCGGUAGCUCCAGUACAAACGGAUAUCCAGGCUUGUUUUACUGUAUCCAAUGAGUCCUCACUGGAACAGUUAAUGAAAAAAUUUUGGGAAGUCGAAGAAGUUCCACAAAAGGCAAUUCCUAAACCGGAGGAAGUUGAGUGUGAUAAACUUUAUAGGUGCACAAAGGCUAGAGAUGAAGAGGGAGAUUCUAAAAGCAUGGCUCAGUGUCGUUUAUUAUCAUUGGAGAGAAGAUUAUCUAAGGUUCCGGAACUUCGAUUGGAAUACAAUAGGGUGAUGCAGGAUUAUAUCGAUCAAGGUCAUAUGCGAUUGGUUCAGGAGAUUAACGAGGGUCAGUCAUCCUAUUUUAUUCCUCACCACGCGGUAUUUAAACCCGAAAGUAUUAGUACUCCGCGGGCCAAAGCUACAGGCAGAUAUAUUUACAAUGUUAAUUAA